AUGUCAUAUCACCAGUGUUUAUCUAUCCCUCCUAGUCUAUUCUUAGCUAAUUCAAUCUCUCUCUCUCUUUCUCUCCAUCUCUAUCUAUCUAUCUAUCUAUCUAUCUAUCUAUCUAUUUUUAUAAUGCAUCUCGACGCAGCAGAUUGGCGUGUGACAAUCCUCCCAGAACAUUUGUGUUGUUGUAAAAUCCACAAUAACCCACUAAAAUCCAUUUUCUUUUCUUUUUUCUUUCUUUCUUUCUUUUUUUCCCCUUUUCUUUGUCCUCUUUUCUGUUUACACAUUUUUUUUCUACUUGUGUCUACACCAUACGAACAACAAAAGCAUCCAUCUUCUCUUCUACCUUCUCUUCCACUGCCGACACCGUCUUCCUACCACAGUUGCUUCCCUUCUGUCAAAGCAGGAAAUUUUCACUACCACCAUCACGACGACUCCUACCGCUAUGACGACCGUAACUACUGGGAAACUUCUUUAUCAUUGCCGCUGCUCCUGCUUCUGUCAUCCUUAAUCUUACCACCGCCAGCCACUGCCACCAUAUCUUUGUUUCAACGUACUUUAUUUGUAAUCUCUACUUCUUCCCCACUUUCGCCUCUGCCACCUCCUUCUCGCUUCUUCUUCGUCUUCUUCUUCUUCUUCUUCUUCUUCUUCUUCUUCUUCUUCUUCUUCUUCUUCUUCUUCUUUAUUUGUGGCCUUUUCUUUUUCUAUUUCGUCUCCUUUUAUAGACUCUUGCUAUUCUUCUUUAUUUGUAACCUCUUCUUUUUUCUUCUUUAG
Molecule: messenger RNA, 768 nt
Organism: Acanthosepion pharaonis
Lineage: Eukaryota; Metazoa; Mollusca; Cephalopoda; Sepiida; Sepiidae
Source: the annotation of a GenBank genome assembly